Molecule: messenger RNA, 938 nt
Organism: Emericellopsis atlantica
Lineage: Eukaryota; Fungi; Ascomycota; Sordariomycetes; Hypocreales; Bionectriaceae
Exons: 3
Coding region: 1-909 (302 amino acids)
Source: RefSeq, a predicted model, not a curated record
AUGCAUCAACCGGGCACUCAGUUUGCCAACAUUGUCAAAAAGUAUUCGCCAGCCCAGAAAGCCUCAAGCAACAUACCGAUGCAGCCCACGAGUGGAAAUGUCCCCGCUGUCCCGCAAGCUACUCGACAACACCAGCCUUGGCAAAACAUCAAAGAAGAUCAAACCACUGCUACUGCGAGCUCACUUCACUCGACCGAGUUUCGAUGCUGCGACUGCGACCGACAGUUCAAUAGCUCUCAGUCACUGGAGCAGCACCUCCAAGACGCUACUCAUUCGCCAAAACCUGAACACAAAUGCAAAACAUGCCAUCGCAAGUUCGGGACUGCCAUCGCUCUUAAAAACCACAUGCGCGACAAGACUCAUCCAAAGCUCAAGUGUGACAAGUGUUCUCACCGCCUUAUCACGCGGCCUCAUCACGACGCGGACGGUGUUCUCCUCGAAGUCAAUAAGCGACUGGAAACAAUAACACAGGUCCAAAACACUGAGGUUGGCACGUUAAGCAAGAAACCUCCUUCCUGUGAUUCCAAAAUUUCGCUCACUCCCAGCUGGACUCCAAAUUCGGAGAGUAUUGCUUCCGAGGACUGGGCAGUGCUCGUGUCUCAAUCAGGCACACAGCGCUGCCCUUUCUGCCCCUCAGAACGCUUGCCUUUUGCAUCAGAACUAGCUUUGCAGCACCACCUCCAAUCGGCAGCUCACUCUCAACCUUUCGUAUUUUGUCCCAGCCCGCUGGGGUCCAAGCGAAUGAGAAGCAAGCACCAGUCCGUGAGGUCUUUCAAUACCAUUAGCGGGCUGGUACAGCAUCUUGAAAGCGGAAAAUGCUCAGGCGGCAUAGCUACAUUCUGGGAGGCCAUGAGCUAUUUAGAGACACGUAUAGAAAUAUUAGGGCUAGACAUGAAAUUUAUUACUUAAUUUACUUCGCAUGGGCAAUCAAAAUGUAG